GUCGGCUAACUUUACGAUCAUAGUGAAUGAGUGAAAUAUUUAAUCCAUGAGAAAAUUACAUUAAAUAAAAUUUUCUUUUUUUUUUUUUUUUUUUUAAUUCUUUAUAUGAAGUAAUUAUACAUGACAAAUGUACACAACACUAAAAGAGCCGUUUUAAUCACCAGAAAAAAAAAAAGUUAUUCAACCAGUUUUUUUUUUUUGUUAUACGACAUUUGAGAAUUCAACCUUGUUCAGCUAUGAAAACUACUAGGAAGUAAACUAGAAACGUAAAAAUGACUUGUAUUAAUAAUGAGUGAACGAACAUACAAUGUAUAAAACUCAAUGAUAAAUUUAUGUCAGUUUUUCGACCGUUUUGAUAGAUAUAUUUUGUGCAUUCAAUUUUUACUUGAUAAAUUAAAAAUUAACUAUAUAUACUCUAACAUUUUUCAAUAUAAAAUUUUUUUUGUAUUAUCUGAUCAUACUUAUUUUAUAUAUACUCAUACAAAGUUUCUCUAAAAAGUUUGCAGUCAAUUUUAUCUUUGUCUUGCAUGAUCAAUAAAAAAUAUUGAAGGAUGGCCGAAGCUGUAGUGGAUGGCACUUCAAUGUCCCGAUUUUUUUGUCACAAAUGCAGCAUUGAGAUUGAACGUUUAUUACCGGAUUAUACAUGUCCAAACUGUGCCAGUGGUUUCAUAGAAAGACUCGAGAAUGCAGAAGAUCAUGAUGCUAACAUGGAAAUGAAUUCCGAAGACUUCAAUGAUAUUGAUUUCGAUCAAAUAUACAUGGAUUUACCUGAAAUGAUUCCAUCCUCGCAACUUCAUGACUCUUCAUCUGAAGGCAACACUCGUAGAGAUAGAAGGCGACGGGACGUUCUUUUUAAUAGGUAUGGGCAUUCUCGUCAUAGACGACGAACAAUGACACAUGAAAAUCUACUUCAAGAAUUUCUUUUGAAUUUAACUGGAGUUAAUAUCCAACGCCCAAUGAAUGCAAGCAGGCAGGCCCCUGUAUUUUUCCUGGGUAAUCCUGGUGAUUAUGUAUGGGGAAGAGAUGGCUUAGAUACCAUUGUCACGGAGUUGUUGAAUCAAUUAGACGGAAGUGGCCCUCCACCGUUAUCACGAAACCAAAUUGAAGAAAUCCCUACUACAUCGAUAGUUCAGUCUCAUAUUGAUUGUAAGCUGCAAUGCUCGAUUUGUUGGGAGGAUUUUAUUUUGUCGGAGUUUGUUCGACAAUUACCAUGCAAACAUCUAUAUCAUGCACCGUGUAUUGUUCCCUGGCUUGAAUUGCAUGGUACUUGUCCAAUCUGUCGGCAAAACCUUGGUGAUGAAAGUACAGUUGAUGAAAGUCAAGAUGAAGUUGGACCAAGUUUAGCAGCUCUUUUUCGAGCUGCGAAUCAACUGAGUAGUCGAAGUUCUACUUCUUCAACAGCACCAAGUAAUAAUUCAACGAAUGAUUCUAUGAAUGAAAUGUAAAAUUAAUAAUUAGUGUGAAUAGUAAAAAUUUAUCUAAUUUGUACUCAUGCUAUAAUCUCCAAAAAAAUGUUUGAAUAUUUAAUUUCAAUAUUAACUCAAGCAUUAUUAUUAUUUCCAUUGUCGACCGAGAACCCAUAUAUUAUUCACACAAUCUAUUCAUGUAAUAUGACAGUGAUAAAUAAAUCAUUCUGAUCUGCAGCUUCAUUAAUGACAAUUUGCAACAAUUAAACACGAUGCAAAACUAAAAUAAGAAAAUAAUUAAAUUUUGUUGAUAAUAAAUGUUAUUAACAUAAUUCUUACUUAUUAAAUUAUUCAAAUUGUACGACUCUAAAGAGGCAGCAUCUUACACAAAAUAAAAAUAAGAGACAUUUAUAUUUUAUCCUCUGAAUUUCGAUAAAAUUUACGAAUAUAUUAUGUAACAUAUAGCCUUGUAGAAAACACAUAUUGGCGAAAUGAAUUUGAACCUGAAGUCUCUUACUAGAUAUAAUCUCACAAUAAAAUUGAGAUGAAAUGUAUAUAAAGCCAAUUUACUUGUUACAGGAUGGGUCGAAUAUAUGGUAAGCAGAAAAAUAUAUGUAAUUCUUACAUUCAAGUGUGCGCACAUUAUUUCUAGUGAUA
This is a messenger RNA of Cotesia glomerata, 2063 nucleotides long. RefSeq names its product E3 ubiquitin-protein ligase RNF126-A (gene Iru). Lineage: Eukaryota; Metazoa; Arthropoda; Insecta; Hymenoptera; Braconidae. The record is from RefSeq and is a predicted model, not a curated record. Gene Ontology annotation, molecular function: ubiquitin protein ligase activity. Gene Ontology annotation, biological process: ubiquitin-dependent protein catabolic process; positive regulation of DNA-templated transcription; protein ubiquitination. Bases 552 to 1445 code for a protein of 297 amino acids. Gene Ontology annotation, cellular component: nucleoplasm; cytoplasm. The transcript has 9 exons.